Molecule: messenger RNA, 1928 nt
Organism: Drosophila erecta
Lineage: Eukaryota; Metazoa; Arthropoda; Insecta; Diptera; Drosophilidae
Exons: 4
Coding region: 417-1862 (481 amino acids)
Biological process (GO): cell surface receptor signaling pathway via JAK-STAT; embryonic development via the syncytial blastoderm
Source: RefSeq, a predicted model, not a curated record
UGGUUGGUUGGCCGGUCGGUAUCGCUCUGGUAUUGUGGUAUCUGGUAUCUGGUAUCCGCAGCCUCUCAGCGAAGAAAGCUGGUCAAAUCCAGCGCGACUUUGGGCUCAGUUCGGUUUCACACUCGAACGCGAGCAGAAGUGUCCGCGAAUCAGUCUCCCAAGCAACAGAAUCAACAAAUCAGAACCCACCAGCUGCAGCACAGAUUGUCCAGUGCUCUUCCAACAAUUAUACAAAUAUAAAUACAUUUUUUUGCGAGUGUUGUGUUGCAAGUGUGCCCAUUGAGAACCGCCGGGAAAUCAACAACGUAUCUCGAACGAUCGCCCAUUUGGAUUAACGCACGGACUUUUCUGCUCAGGCGCAGCAGAAACCACGGGGAUUCCGCGAGGAUCCUGACCGAUUCCACUUUUCAUCUAUAAUGCGGUCAGUUGGUUGGCAGUGCGCUGCGACCACAGCUAAAGGCAGCACCACGGCAGCCGGCAACGGAAACGGAAACAGCAGCGGAAGCGGAAGCGGCAGCGGUAGCGGCAGCGGCAGUGGACUCCGGCACCGAAGAGGAAGUGGCUACCAUGCGGCGAUGGCUCGUCCGCUGCUCCUGCUUCUGCCCGCCCUACUCGUCCUGCUCCUCGCCGCCCAGCUGCCCCACCUGGCGGAGGGACGCAGCACCACCAGCAGCGGCGGUCUCACGGUGAUCGACAGCGACCGCCUGCGCAUACGCACCACCUCCAGCACAGCUCCAGGGCAGCACACAAAUCCGGCACAGAUCCCCGCCAGCGCCAGUCCGCGCAAGCGCCACCGGAAGCGGAACAGCAACUGGAUCGACUAUCGCAACUUCGACGAGAACACCACCGCCCUGGAGUGGGCCAAUCCCUGCGGGGGCAACUAUCACCCCUCGGCGGGGGAUCGCUUCAAUCGCCAGCGGCCCAGGCAGAGCUUCAAUCAGCUGAAGCGCCACGCCUUUAGGGAGUACCGCAGCCUGAACAGCAGCCAGGACUCGGCCAUCGAUAUCCGCAACAUGACCAUGUGGUCGCUCCACACGCACAACUACAAGUUCCUGCCCAAGCUCAAGCCCAAUUCCACGAUUGCCCUGAAGCGCUGGUACCGCAACAUGCAAACGUACGUGGCCAGCUUCGCGUACCUGAGGCGCCAGCAGAUCCGCUGGGACCAGCGGUCCAUCACCCGCGAGUCCAGCACCGCCCGCGAGCUGCGCGAGCUGCUCCUGAGCUCGCGGCGCAUCCUCUGCGAGCUGGAGACCGCCGUCAACCAGACGCAGAGUCCGCGCCAGAAGCAGCGGCGCAGUGGUGCGGCGGUCAUAGCAGUUGGUGGCACCACCAGCACCACUACUGGCCACACCACUGGCACCACUACGGUGGCGCAGCAGCUGCCGCAGAUCUCGCGGCUCGAGAUGAACAAGCGUCUGAAGCUGCGCUCCAAGACGAGUGGCUCCGGCAUGGGCGGUGCGUCCAGUGCAUCCGCGAUGGCCGGCGAGGCGGACUCCAUCGACAUGCGCUUCGUGAAGCACCACUACUACGACUUCCUGCGCACCAUGUAUCAGCUGCUGCGGCGGGAAGGCAAGCGGGUGCGAAGUCGGCCGCGGAAGCACCACAAGAAGCACAGGAACCAGCAGCAGAGGAGCCAGAAGAAGCAGCAGCAGCAGCAGCAGCAGCAGCAGCAGCUGGAGCAACUGGAGCAACUGGAGCAGCGGUGGCGCAGCUCCACCUUGAAUGGCAAGGAGUUCAACGAGGUCUCCAAGCCCGUGGCAGGUGGGGCGGCUGGAGUGGCAGGUGUUUCCGUUGGUGGCAGCAACCAAUUUGCACGCGGCAGACGUGGAAAGCGCCAGUCGAAACGCGUGCAGCGCACGUGAAAUCGCCCCCUCACCACCCCCCUUUAACCAACCCUCACCAAGCCCAUCUCCUCAGGACACGCCCCU